CAGCAGUCGCUGCUGCCGCUGCCGAUCCUAAUCUCCUUGCCGCCCUAAGAUGUGGGAUGCAAGGAAUCAGGGAAGGGCUACUCAGGGACCCUGGUGAAGCAGAGGAUGUGGGUUUAAAAAAGACCGAAUAUUAGGAAAGAAGUGCUGAGCAGGAGCUUGUGUUGUUAAGGCCCGCGGAAGGGACACCUUUUUGCUUUAAGGGGCAGAUGACCCCUCCCCAAGUUCAGUUUUCCCUCCUUGCCCAAGGUGGGUUCUGGAGCGGCACUCGUCACCAGACUCCAGUUUGGAGGCUAAGGCUGGGGCUGGGGGAGACGGCGCCCCAUCACUGAGAAGUGUCCACCCUCUAACUUCAACCUGUACUCUCCCUGAGUUGCGGUACCCCUCCAUUUUAGACCAAAAUUGAAACGCGGGCACCGCGGAAUCUUCUAGAAAGGGGCUAAGAUGAAACUCAGGAGGCGGGGGUCGGUGUGGAAAGAGCAGAUGGAUUUUUUUUCCCUCUCUGGGCGAAUGAAGAACGCCCCCGACCACCCCUCCUCACGGACCCCCCCGACAACGCGCAUGCGCACUUGGGUGGCGGGUGGGUACUUAAGGCGCGGUUACAGCGGCUGCGGCAGUGCGCCCAACAGCGGACUCCGAGGGAGCAGCGGACCUCGGCGAACCAACGGCCCACUCUCGACCACCUAUCCACCACUCUUGGAACCAUGGCGGCAGUGGCGGCGGCCUCGGCUGAGCUGCUCAUCAUCGGCUGGUACAUCUUCCGUGUGUUACUGCAGGUGUUCCUGGAAUGCUGCAUUUACUGGGUAGGAUUCGCUUUUCGAAAUCCUCCAGGGACACAGCCCAUUGCGAGAAGUGUUCAGGUACUCCCUGCAGAAGGUGGCACAAACGGUGUCGCGGACCGGGCGGCAGGUUAUGGGGGAGCGCCGGCGGGCCCCCAACUAAGGCCCCAGCUCCCAGCCCUGGGCGGCCGUGUCACCAGGUGCUCCUGUGGGUCUCAGCCAGCACGGGAGCCAGUGCCGCGCAGGAAUGAGGGGUCCCCUAUUCUUUCUCGUCAAAGGGGCACGUGCCAAGGUCAGUGAGGGGCCGGUAGGCCCCCCGGAGAAGCAGCACCAACAAUGACAACGAUACCAGACCCUUUCCGAACCCCUAUGCGCCCCUCCCACUGUGGGGC
This is a messenger RNA of Loxodonta africana (African savanna elephant), 1168 nucleotides long. It is a transcript of the gene NNAT, whose product is annotated as neuronatin. Gene Ontology annotation, cellular component: cytoplasm. Gene Ontology annotation, biological process: positive regulation of insulin secretion; brain development. Lineage: Eukaryota; Metazoa; Chordata; Mammalia; Proboscidea; Elephantidae. The record is from RefSeq and is a predicted model, not a curated record. The coding region runs from base 702 to 1076 and encodes 124 amino acids. The transcript is spliced from 3 exons.